Messenger RNA from Knipowitschia caucasica, 309 nucleotides. Lineage: Eukaryota; Metazoa; Chordata; Actinopteri; Gobiiformes; Gobiidae. The record is from the annotation of a GenBank genome assembly.
AUGUUGUUGCUGGCUAGACAGUGUUGUCGAGAGCAGACUGUUGUUGCUGCAGCCGGGUUGCGCAGCAGCGUGUUGUUGCUGCUGACGUGUUGGUGGCAAGCAGCGUGUUGUUUGGAGCAGGCGUGUUGCAGCAGGCGUGUUUGUCCGCAGCAGUUGUGGUUUUUUGUUCCACCCCCCACACCCCCCCCCCCUAACCACCCCGCAACAGACGUGUUGUUUUGCCACAGAAGUGGUGUUCGCAGCAGACGUGUUGUUGCUGGCAGGGCGUGCUGGUGCAGGCAGGCGUUGUUGUGCUGCAGACGUGUUUGA